This is a messenger RNA of Bombus impatiens (common eastern bumble bee), 1634 nucleotides long. RefSeq lists its product as uncharacterized. The record is from RefSeq and is a predicted model, not a curated record. Lineage: Eukaryota; Metazoa; Arthropoda; Insecta; Hymenoptera; Apidae. The transcript is spliced from 2 exons. The coding region runs from base 867 to 1319 and encodes 150 amino acids.
ACAUAAAAACAAUGCGAUCGCGCUGCUACCUCGACGUGGUUUGUUCAACUAUAACGGCUCGUCCGAUUAUUGCCAGAUGCACUUGGUUACCUUGGUAGCACGCAUGCGUUUCGUGAGACACGAGGAACGCGUAAAUUGGAUUCCGUCGAACGACGUGUACCUCUUGGAAACACCUUGUAUACACAGUGACACCGUUCCACGCGUACAAAUUGUCGAUUAAACUUUCUACGAUUGCUCCUCAACGCUUCAUCGCUGCUCGCGAUUUCACGAUGUCGUCGUCUAGCUACUUGUACAAGCUAUCUCUAACCUACAACUUCGCGGAUCGUUGCAGUCUUGCCAACUACCGCGACUGCUGUAUCUUGAACGGCCUCGAACGCGACAAGGAUUACCGCGAUGACGUUGCGCAGCUCUCUCUUCCUCUCCUUCUGAUCCACCUCCUAACCCCAGUCCGUUUACUCGAACGCUUGCGCCGCGUAAUAUUCAGUUUGGGUUAGGUUUGCCACGAUGCUGCCAUCUGCCAAUCAAUCUUCGAAAUAAUCUGUUUUCGCAAUAUAGUUCCAACAUUUAACGAAACGCUGUAUUCUCAAUCGGUCUAAAUAAAAGUUGUUCGAGUUAUUCUCCCAGUUAAUAUAGAGCGUUACAAAUGCGAACGACGGACUUUACUCUUGUUUGCUUACUUCUUUUAAACCAAGAUGACGAGAAAUAUCGUUGAUGCUACGGCCCUUAACCAUCGAUCGAUUAUGGGUAGCUUGUAGACCUACGUUUCGUUCUUCUGUUCCUAAAUCCAUUGUACAUAACCUCUUCCGCCUUUCGAGAUACGUUGGAGUAAUCGUCGUUGCUAUUUCGCUGCAUCGCAUUCGCUAAAAAUGUCUUGGUUAUUCGGAAAGAAGAAACGACAUAAGGACUCGCCUCCCGAUUCGACGGAAGAAGAACAGUCAUCGAGUCAAAGCGAUGGAUUCGAUAUCAUUUCAAUGCCCCCAGCAAUGCCAAUGGAUACAAGCCACAACACCGCGGCUACGCAUUCUAGUAGUAAUUUAUAUCCGUACGUUCCUCCUGUUCCAAACUUUGGCCAAGGUUUACCGCCCGAAUUGCACAAAGACUAUAAUCAAGGAGAGAACGCACCGCACUAUUUGAACGGAGUUCCAUUUAAAUUGUGCAAACGUCUGGAGAUUAACGCGAGCAACGAUUUCGAGAUAGACCAACUUAGAAUUAGCGAGAUUUUGUCUUUUAUAGAGAGAAUAGAAAAUCGAAAUUACGAUUAUAGUUUCUCGUUGGAAGAAAGCAUCAUGGCAGAAAUGAAUAGUAGAAGCGACGAAUGAUUUCCUUUCCAACGCGCAAUGUCCACGAGAUCGUCUAAACCACCAUUACACUCGUUACUUUGAUUAAUGCGUUCGUAAUUAAACGCGUACUUUCUACUCGUGGUUUAACGAAGGAAAGGAAAACAAAGAAAAGAAACUAAACCAAAUUACCUUCACCCACGCUCGAUAAUGCACGAGCACAAAUUUAUUCGAUAAAGAAAAUACGCGACUAAGUUUUUGUACGCGCGUUUGUAACAUAGCACUUAUUCAUAAUUUUAAGUAUACUCUAUAUUAUAUGUUAUGAGUUUGUACAUUUGUAUCGGAUGUAUAAUUUUA